Dunckerocampus dactyliophorus (ringed pipefish) is the source of this 8939-nucleotide messenger RNA. It is a transcript of the gene flrt1a, whose product is annotated as fibronectin leucine rich transmembrane protein 1a. Lineage: Eukaryota; Metazoa; Chordata; Actinopteri; Syngnathiformes; Syngnathidae. Gene Ontology annotation, molecular function: protein binding. Bases 704 to 2749 code for a protein of 681 amino acids. The record is from RefSeq and is a predicted model, not a curated record. The transcript is spliced from 3 exons.
UUGUGCAGACAUAGACAGCCGUCAUCUUUUUGCUGUCGUGCGAAGGUGCACGCACGAGCGAGCGCGGCCGGGGCUCCGAAGGCUAAUUGCCGUAAUAAGGCGCGCAAGUUGGCCAUCAGCUUGCACGUUUUUAUGAGCGAGUCGUCAAGUCCUGUGCCGCAUCGAGGAGGUUUCAGGGGCGGAGGAGGGAGCUUCGCUGCCACACAGGAGACGCUGGCAGCUCAUCAUCGCACGGGCCAGCCGGUCACUGAUGCACUGGAGCAUUCGUCAUCCAGCCGGCCACAACAUAUGGGAAUACAACAAGGCGAGCUUGUGGUCACACCUGGCCCGGGGAGCACCGCGAGGGACCCGCGCAGCGAGCGCCUUUGCAUCCUCGUCUCCAUCCCUCCGACAGCCCAUGUGACACCGGCGCUGGCAUCUCAUUGACACAGAAAACGGAAAAUAAAAAGCCUCCAGAGAGCUUCUGCGGCUGAUGGUGGCAACACACGUCCACACCACAAGCCCGCGCAUCACGCCUCAUGGACGACGUGUCGACAGGCGCUGGAGAAGUUCAAGCUGGCACACUUUAAAGAACUGCGUCGGGGGGGAGGAACAGGGCAAAUGGCACUGACAAAAAGGGCGGAGGUCACAGGAGUCCACAUCGCUGCAGCAAUUUGAGGCUUGAAAAAAAGAUCAGAUAGAGAAACAAUCCAAAGCCACCAUAAUGGCACCUUCUGGUGUUGCUAAAUUGGGGGCCAGGCUCCCAUUGCUUUUCCUGUGCUUGACACUGUGUGUUGGCCUGCUUGAGUUCUCUGCAGCCACGAUACAAGGAUACAUAGGAGAAAAGGACACAAUAUGCCCAUCUGUGUGUAGAUGCGAUGAAGACUUCAUCUACUGCAAUGAUCGUGGCCUGAGCUCUAUCCCCUCACUGCCUGCUUCUGCAUCAGUCCUCUACUUUCAAAACAACCAGAUAAACAACCCAGGUCUUCCCACUUCCCUGGAGCGCCAGCUUACUGUACGUGUCGUCUACCUUUACGAUAAUGACCUAGAUGAAUUCCCCAUGCACUUGCCACCAUCGGUCCGUGAGCUACAUCUACAAGACAAUAACAUCCGCACUAUUCCACGUAGUGCCCUGGCUAGGAUGCCGCUUCUGGAGAAGCUCCACUUGGACGACAAUUCUAUUUCCACUGUCAGCAUUGAGGAUCAGGCUUUUGCAGACAAUCCACGGUUGCGCCUACUUUUCCUUUCCCGCAACCAUCUGUCUAGUAUUCCCUCAGGAUUGCCUGCCUCUCUGGAAGAACUCCGUCUAGAUGACAACCGAAUCUCCACUAUCCCUACACACGCCUUCCGUGGCCUGACCUCACUAAGAUGUCUUGUCUUGGAUGGGAAUCUCUUGGCAAAUCAACGCAUCGCUGAUGACACAUUCUCACGUCUCUCCAACUUGACAGAGUUGUCCUUAGUUCGUAACUCCCUUCAGACCCCGCCUGUCAACCUUCCCAGUGCCCAUCUCCAGCGUUUGUCUCUGCAAGAGAACGCUCUGAUUCACAUGCCCCGAGGUUCGUUGGAUGGCAUGCACAGGUUACAGAGGCUGGACCUUUCUGGAAAUAACCUAACCACGCUGCCGCGGGGAUUGUUCAAGGACCUGGAUAACUUGGGUCAGCUGCUGGUACGAGGCAAUCCUUGGCACUGUGGCUGUAACCUGCGCUGGUUGUAUGAUUGGUUACAUGCCCGAGGAAACUCAAUCACCGUUAGAGGUCUGACCUGCCACGGUCCCGACAGAGUACGAGACAUGGCCUUGAAAGACCUCACGAGUGAGAUGGAGGAAUGUGAGCUGGUGAAGACAGCUGGGACUAAAGACAGAGCAGGCGCUGCAGGAGUGGAUAGUUCUACCACCAACACACCUCCACAAGGCUCACUCUUCACCCUCCGUUCAAAGCGACCCGGUCUUGGACUGCCUGACUCCGGCUUAGACUACACUCUUAGCAGCAGUGGCGUUGGCAAGAGUUUGGCUCUAAAUGUAAAGCCUCUCUCUCACAGCAGUGUUCGUGUAACCUGGAGUGUUGCACAGCCAAGCUCUUCCUUCAGGCUCAGUUGGCUCCGACUGGGUACCGGUAACGCCAUGGGAUCCAUUACAGAGACCCUGGUCCGGGGUGAUCGUAGAGAAUAUCUUCUCACCUCCUUGCAACCACGUUCUAGCUACAUCAUCUGUAUGGUGCCCAUGCCUGCCAGCUCAGAGAGCAAAGGAGGGAUUUCAGGAGAAUCUGACUCUGAUGAAGCUCUUGUGUGCGCAAAAGCUGAAACUUCUGAUCCCAGCCCAUUGGAAGAAGAGGAAGACGGUGAUUCACAGCCUAUGACGGUGUUGCCCUUGGCAGGGAUCAUUGGUGGCGCAACUGCCAUUGUAUCAUUGGCGCUUCUUUUUGCCAUCUUCUGUUGGUACGGACAUCGGAGUGGGCACAUGUGCUCCCGAGACCAUUACACUCGCAACAGCUCCCGCAAAAGCAAGAAUUAUGACGACUACAUCGAGUCGGGCACCAAGAAAGACAAUACCAUCUUAGAGAUCCGUGGACCGGGGUUUCAGAUGACACCAAUGGCCGCAUGUCAGCCAAUACAACCUAAACCACUACAAGAGGAUUACAUCAUUCAUACCAUAUUCCCAUCCAAUGGCACUGGCCUGUACAAAGGUGCCAACCAUAUUUCUAAUGCAAGGCAAAGCACCAACCGGGGUUAUAGAGAAGGGGGGAUCCCAGAUAUAGACUACUGUUACACAUGAUGUACUGUACCAGAUCUUCGCCACAGAAUCAUUGGUAAACUGUAUAAAUGCACAAUUUCCCUUCGCAUGGACAUUUCUGAAGCACCCUUCUGUGCCUUCGACUUCUGGUCUCCCAUUCCAUAACACCUGUGGUUUUCUGCACUCCAAGUACAGUAUGUGAUUAUCUGGACCUAAAACUGUGGGGGGAACUCUUCACAUCAGGAAGCAGACAAAACAUCCUGUGUGUCAAUACACAGUGGACCGUUUCGUCACCAUCUUAGUAAUGGCCUGUGUAUGUUACUUUACGCUCUGCUCCUUCUCUUUAACAUGUAAGCAAAGAAUGUAUACUUUGGGGAAAGUGGAGUUCUUCCUCCGGAUAAAGAAAUUGUGACGAUGAACAGACAUUUUAGGUUCUCCCUCUCACUCAUGAGUUACAGUAUAAAAUCUUAUGAAGUCAUUGAUCCGAACGCCUCAAUUCUCUCGUUGUGCCCUACCGUCUAUCCUAGGAAAGGGCUUUGUAAAGCUGUGAAUUGUUCGAAUUCAAAAACAAAAUAACCACUUGUCUUAAAGUAAGCUUGUUCUGACUUUAUUCCGUUGUGGGCGGGUCGAAGAUCUUUUUGUGGCUGCUCAACCUCGGUCAUACCUCAGAUCAUUCACCUGAGUUCAGUAAUGUUGUGUUGCAGUGAUGGGAUGUAACACAAAUGUGUAGAUAAUUAAAUUUGACACCAACUGAUUUGCUGUUGUUAUCUGUGAUUUUUAGAUAUCACACCAUCCUGCACAGCUCUUUAUGUAUUUAAGUAGUUCCACAUGUGUUUUUUGUGUAUGUUUUAUUUGUCGAUGAUGAAAAUUGUUCACCUCCAUAGUUGCCAUUAAUGAUGACACACAAAAAAAUAAGUUUCCAGGUUGAUAUAUGACAUAUAUUCUUUAAAACAGACCCUACCACAGGUGUUAAGUGUUGUCCACUGAGUGAAACUCAAGGCAACAACCUUAACUCUGUGUUUCCCUGUCUGGGAUCAGUUGUUGACUUCCAUAUUCUGAAACCAAAAAAAAAAUAGACAAAAUACUUCAUUUGGGGCUGUGGUAUGAGACGGAAAAAUAAAGCCAGCCCAGCAGUGGACGAGAGGACGGACUGCUGGGGUCGUUAAAAGAUGUGGUGACGCGGAUUGGAUGAGUGGGGGUUUAUUGGUGUUUGUUUUUGCGACGGUAAGAGACCUCCACUCCUCCAACUCCCAACGUUUUUAUUACCUAGCGGCACUGAAAAUGUAUUAGCACUUAGCCGAGGAGAGGAGUAAAUCUAAUGAGAGUCGCUACAUCUCCGGGCGCUGACAAACACGCAGAAUUGAUAGCUUUGUCACCAUGAAGCUCAGCCAUGCAUUGAUAUGUUUGUUAUUCACAACUUUUCCCCUUGGGCUUAAUGUUGUUUACUGUUGGUGUUACUUCAAAAAGGGGAACCCAACUGUGCUUCCUUGACUGUUUUGUCAUGUCAAAGUUUUACAGUGGUCUCUGACAACAUGUCAGGGAGAUUUAUAUUCCUUGUUGUUCCCAGAAUCUCCAUCAAACACCAUGCAGUCAUAAUACAUAUUCCAUAUGGAUGUGCAUACUAACUGAUUGUUUUUGGAGAGGCACUUAUGUUGAUGGGGUGCACCACUUGGCUGCAACCAGCAGAGGUGCUGUUGAGUUAGUCUCCACGAGUUUGGCCUCCGUUAUUGCACAACUCCUACAUGCAGCGCACAUCUGCUCACUGCAGCACUUCAGGACAUUGAGAAAGUGAUUCUCUCAUCCCGUUAAAAACAAUACAACGUUUUCCCAAUUGUUCAAAGCGUGGAUUUAUUUGAAUGCCCUUCCCUGAGACAUACAUUCUCAUUUGUACAAAUGAAUUGUGGCCACAAUCAGAUGAAUAUUUACCUGUGAAUUCAUAGAAGGUAAAAGGUGCCAUACAUGUCUAUGUGGAAUUCAGAUUUGUGCUCUAUAAGUCACUCAUAGAAUGGAAUCAAUAAAGGUUUUAUAAUCUUGUUAUUACUGUAACCUGUCCUUUCACAUAAUUCUUCCUCUCAAGCCCGACAUGACCUCUGGAAUUGGACACAACACGGAGUGGAGGCAUCAUACAUAAAAUGGAAUAUACCAACAAGAACCCAGAGCCCAAAACUUGGAACCAGGUGGGAUUGUUUGAUGGAGAAGAAUACAUGUUGCACAUGCAGUCUGGGAAUCCUGUCUCCAAGUCAAUGACUUGAAACGCUGGACAUUGUUCAGAUAUGCUAAUAUCUCAUAUUCAUUCAUCAGACAAGAGGUGGGUGCACAAGUUUGAAUUUAUUUUGGAAUUUAUAUAGAAACAAAAUUCUGCACAUAGGUUCAUUACUGUAUACCGCGGGACCUCAGUUAGCGUGUAUUUCGGUUAACUUUGAAAACUUUGCCUCGAUUUGCUUACAUUUGCCAGUUAGCGUACAGUAUGGUGUGCCUCCUGUCAUGUUAUCAACACCGUGUGAGUCCAACUGUGUUCUUAAUUUAUUUUUAUGUACAGUGUAACCUCGGUUAGCGCCUCCCCCGGUUAGCGUGCUUUUCCGUUAACAUUCAAAAUGUAAGCCAAAAUUUGGCCUCUGUUUGCAAAUAUUUUCCUGUUAGCGUACAAUAUGGCGCUCCUCUUGUUGUCUUGUUAAUACACUGCAUGAGUCCAAGUGUGUUCUUAAUGUAUUUUUAUUAAAGUGGAACCUUGGUUAGCGUGUUUUUUGGUUAACGUCGAGGAUCUAUGCCAAACCUUUGCAUACAUUUUCCAAUUAGUGUACAAUGUGGCUCAUGUCUUGUCGUGCUAUUAAAAUGCUGUGCGAGUCCAACUGUUUUCUUAAUGUAUUUUUAUGUACGGUGCAACCUCAGUUAGCGUCCCCCCCGGUUAGCGUGUUUUUCACUCAACGUCCAAAAUGUACUCCCAUUUGCAUACGUUUCCCAGUUAGUGUACAAUGUGGCGCGUGUCUUUUCGGUAGGUAUGAAAGGACAGCAUUGUAUGUGGGAGAAAGGUGGUGUUGCAGACCUCCCCCUCUGUUCAGAGAUGGCUUCCUUCACUCCCCUUCCAAACCCUCUGCCUUCUCUGUCCAGAGUGUGUGCAUUUUUGUCCUCAAAAGAGCGCUCUUUCUCUUUGAGGUGCAGGUAGACCGCAGAGUCUUCACCUGAAGAGUUGUGACAUGCGCCUGCUCAAUGGCUGCUUGGUGUCCCCCAACAUAAAAAUGUGGCUAUGGCGUGUACUGAAGUGAAGUGUGCUGGUAUGCUGCGCUUGUUAAAAUCCUUCUGAGCUUCUCAGACACACAAUCUAGAAAAAAUUCAGGUCUCCAAAGGAUCUAUAUUUGAUUGUGUAUGUGUAAUUUUAGCCGUGAGUAAAUUGGAGAAAAUCCCAAAUAAAUUCAGAUGUCUGCAUCCACUUGUUGUCUUUAAAAAUCACUAAAUGAAGCUUUACAAUCAUUCCAUCUUGGACAAGUAAAUGCAGCGUUAAGUGCCCUAAAUGAAUAUGACAUUCAUGCCUGCAAGCCUGUGACCGCAACCGUAUCAACGGAUAUGCAGUGAAGUUAUGUGUUCAUGCUGGAAUAGAAACCGUUGUCAGUUCAAUCAUUAGAAGCUGAAAGCAACAGUGACUCAAAUUUCCUCCUCUGCGUGUCCACCCUGAGCAUUGAUCGGGCUGUAAUGAGGAAUCCAGUACAUUGGUGUCAUGUCUAUUCCUAAUGUCUUUGCUUUGUGGUGGUUGCUUUCUGGCUGCUGCACCACCAACGCAUCAAAGGAAGUCCAACAUGUCUCGUUCUAGCAGCACAACACCAUUGUUUGCUUUCAUUUUCCUUCGUUAUCACGAAUACAUACUGCAGUCAGAGUUUGGUUGCCUUACAACUGCACCUUGCUGGCAUUUCUUCCAUCAGGCGGGUGGUAGGUCUGAGAGAGAAUGGAGCACGUUAAUCCUGCUGCAGAGCAUCAUGAACAGUUUGUAAUGGCAGCUAAAGUCCCCCAGGCAGAGCGCCACAAGAUAAUUGGAUUUGCAGCUCUUCAACAUUCUGGUGUGCGACUCAGCAAAGCACAAAUUAAUUAAAGAGCGAUAGAGAAAGAUUAUGUUUACCAAUAGAUGCUUGCCUCAAAAAGCAAGUCAUGUCUAGUCAUGUUAGUUGUACGGUGUUGGUGGGAGGAAGCACACGAAAUGGACAAAAGGGUCUGGACGCUACUCUCAAUCAACUAUCAGUCAAGCCCAUCCUGUGGGAUGUGACUGUGCAGAGACUGUUGGUGGACUGCAAAGACCGCAGAGAACUGGUGGUGAAGUUGGGUGUCAUCACAGCCAACCCCCAAACUCCUCAGCUGUGCAAAAAAGCCAUUAAGAACCUCAUGGAGAAGCCCCUGCAUCAUCCGUCCACGCUUGCCGCUUAUCCUCAUUAGGGUCGCGGGGGCAUGCUGGAGCCUAUCCCAGCUGACUUGGGGUGACAGGCGGGGUCCACCCUGGACUGGUGUCCAGCCAAUGGCAGGGCUCAUAUAGACAAACACAUUCACACCUAUGGACAAUGUAGAGUCGCCAAUCAACCUAGCAUGCAUGUGUUUGGAAUGUGGGAGCAAACCGGAGUACCCGGAGAAAACCCCCCCACGCACGGGGAGAACAUGCAAACUCCACACAGAAAUGCCCAACAGAGUUUCCAACCCAGAUCUUCCCAUCUCCUGACUGUGACUGUGUGGCCAACAUGCUAACCAACCAUGCUAGGCGGCAGUAUUAUUGUUUUCAACAAUACCAUCGGGCUCUCACAGUGUCUGCCGAGACCCCGGCCCUUGAAGAAAUGCAACCGAGGCCCCCUCCUCUAGCAUAAUCUACCAGAGAUAUUUACCCUCCUCCUGCUCACCCCAGACUAUCGGAACAAAAACUCAGUUUGUUUUGCUUUUGACGUAACUAAAAUGUACUGUAUGUAUUUUUCAAGUCAAUGUACUGUAUUUGUCUUUAUUUUUCUUAAGCUGCUGUGCCUCCCCUUAAAACUUUGCAAACCACCGAUCAGGAGCAUUUUAAUCACAGAUGCCUGUGUUGAAUCUAAACAUAUUCUUAAGGUCCGCUACAAAUGUGGCCAGGAUAUGACGCAUUUGGGGUUUUGACUGUAGGCGUCCCACCGUGUGUGUCCAUGUGGUGUGCGUUUGUGUUGUCUUUUAAAUGGAAGAACAUCCUCUUGCCGUAGCCAAGCACAUCACAGCUCAAGUGUGGCCUGAAGGGUUGGUGAGGAACUUCUUUCUCGCUUCACUACUGGCUGAUUUAAGAUGGUCCCCUAUAAAUCUUAUUGGGCUUUGAGGGGAAAAAAAAUGUAAAAAUGAGAAAUGUGACAGUUGAAAUGAGGCCAGCGGGGGAUGUUUGCACAAAGGAAUAAUGGAGAUGCUGGCAAUGGGAGCGUUUGAGAAAGCCAUGAGGUCGGUGCAUUGGGAUGUCAGCAGGUAUGGCUUAGGAGCUUACCGAAACAAACAAUUAGGUGAAAAAUGAUUUUUAAACAUACGCCCAACAAUUCAACAGCGAAUGCGAAAGAAAGUCAAGACAGCCGGUACACGCUAAGCCAGGGGGGUGUCCAAACGUUUUCCACUGAGGGGCACAUCAUGAAAAAUGAAACAGAUAAGCUUAGACGUUAUUUAUAUUUCAAGAAAAGAAUGCAUCUCAGCUUUGAGAUGCGAGUGAAAAAGUCGUUAUUAUCAACUUCCUUCUUUGCUCUUUUUUUCCCAUUUUUGCUGUUGCUUUUUUAAAUUGUCCAAAUAUUUCAACUUCUUUCUUGUAAAUUUUCUCUUCAUGUUUUGACUUUAUUCUGUAAAAUUACAAAUGAUUUUUCCAUUUCUGCUGUUGUUGUGGGUUUUUUUACAUUUUCAACUUUCUUCUUGUAAAUUUUCUUCUCUUAUUAUUUGGACUUUAUUCUCAUAAUAUUACAACUUCUUCCCCAACUCAAGUAAGAUGAUACGUCCAGUCCUGUGUGUGUUUUUACUGCUCCCCCUCUGUUGUGUUGAAAAGUGGCAUGGCGUGGGGGAGGAAUGAUCUUCUCAAUGUAUCAGUGGAGCAGGGCAGUGAUAGUAAUCUGCCACUGAAGCUGCUCUUCUGUAGGGAGGUGACGCUGUGCUUUGGAUGAUGCUGGUUGUCCGUGAUGGAAGGGAGCCUCAACAGCGUCCUUUGCUCUGCCACAGAUGUCGGGCUGUCCAGCUUUAUUUUAUUUUAUUUUGCCUGUUUCUCAGAAGGGGCCGC